GUCUGUGAUUUUUGCUGAAGGGCCGUAUGAGCCCAGCAGCUCCCUAUAGCAUUGUAAUGUGAUUAACACCACACCAUGGGGUUGAUAUAUACAGGUAUAUAUAGGCCUAUGGUUGUACAUUCACACCUACAUUACAUUACUGCAACAAAAGGCCACAGUAUGACAGCCAACUGUGCCCCCAUUGUUUCCAUUCUCCAUGGUUUCCCUUUCCUCCAGUCCCAGCCCAGCUUAGGAAGUGUUAUUACUCCGUCAGUCCUUUUUUCCCAGAACCACAGUGGCAGUGAGAGGAGGAGGAGGAGAGAGGAAGAGGAAGAUAAACAUCACAUAGGAGGGUCAGAGGAGGGGGGAAACUGGGAAGGCGCAGUAUCCGGCUUCUCCACCGAACAGAAAUACAGCAAAAAAAGUGGGUCUCAGUCGGGGUCAGUGAUGCUUCACCAUCAGGACCAACCUCUGAACUCCUAUGGAGAGCAGGGAGGCACCGACAUCAGUUCUUCCUCUUCACUUCGAAACAGGAAGUGUGGUAAAGAUGGUAAUUUCAACUUCCUGCCAGGCAAAGAUGAUGAGGACAUCACAGGCAGUGGAGGAAGAGAUGAGAACCGAAACCAGGUGCGCCCCCGUAGCUUGGGCCUGUUGGGUCAUGAACCUCCAAACUCCCCACUGUCUUCAGGAUAUCAUCACAGCUCAGGUCUCCUGUCACCACGAUCCCGCCUGCCCUGCUGGAGCACUCUGGAACCUCUGCCCGAAAUCGAGAGUGGGGAUGAUGGGUAUGGUCGCGUUCCCCCUGAUGGAGCAGAGGAAAGGAGGAUGGAGGAAGAGGAGGGGAGAGCGAUAAUGACUCAAAAUGAGGAGAUGCAGAGAGAGAAAAAGGAGCUUCAGAGGAGGAAAGGCAGCACGGGGGUCAGAGGAAAGGAUGAAGAGGAAGAUGAGGCAGGGCUGGACAAUGGUGAUGAAUGGGGUGACAGCGACUCUGAGUCUGAGUUCAGCUACCGAUCUGGUGGCAGCAUGUCCUCCCUCAACAUGGAAAGUGGAGGCGAAGGGAUGCUCGUGGGAGCCUGGGACCGCAUCGGAGUGGGUGAACCAAAAUUGAACAUCCAGGAAAGUGACCAGGGCACAAACAGUAACAGAGAACCAGCUGGAAGACACAGAAGCUUUGACCGCAAGUUGCUGGCAGAAAGCAACCUGGGAAACCUUCAAGAAGAAGGAACAGGAGAGCAAAAUGAUGACAACCAGUCUUCAGAUUCAGACAGCGAGUUACCUGAGCUGAUGGAUGCGGUGUGGACACUGCGGGACCGUGAACGCUUCAAGGCCCAGGAGAUGGAGAAGCACCAGGUACAACUGACCAUGUAUCGCCGCUUGGCACUGAUCCGCUGGGUCCGCACUCUGCAGAGCCGUGUCCAGGAGCAGCAGAACCGCCUGCAGUCCAGCUUUGACAUCAUCCUCACACACAGGAAGGAACUGCUGCGCAUGGGUGCCACCACCACUGUAGCCAACGCCACUGUAGCCAACGCCCCUCCUGCUGCCAAUGUGAGCCAGUUGUAAAUAGGGGGACGGGUGGGGGAAUGGAACAGGAAGUGGUUAAAGAUGACAUUUUUGCUCUGUUUGCUUCUAUUUUCAAGACAUGUCCCUUGAAAUAAGGCAUUCUCCCAUUAUUCUGCUUCACACUCAUGUUGCUGAUUGUAGUGAUACUAAAACUUGUGUUGUUUAUUUUUUUCCCCACCAGAGCAUCAAUAAAUGUAACUGACUCAUCGUCACUGAGGAAGACCCAAACCAUGUUCCAUCACCAAACCAAAAUGUACAUCAUAUGGUGUAUUCUGAGCAAAGCAAUGAGAAUAUGGAUGCUCUACUGUGAAGUUAAUACAGUAUGUUCACAUCAAAAAUGGUUAAUGUAGCUACACUGCUGUUGUUUGUCUUGACCUAUGAGUAGAAAACACCUGCCAUACCUGGUAUUUUUAAAAUAUCACAGAUUUAACAUGUCACAGAUGAUUUAUACCCUGAGGUGCUGUAUAUACUGUAAUUAUGUGAAAUUAAAGGAAGAAAUAAAAUGACCUUAUAUCUGAA
Monopterus albus (swamp eel) is the source of this 2058-nucleotide messenger RNA. RefSeq names its product chromosome 19 C1orf216 homolog (gene c19h1orf216). Bases 76 to 1539 code for a protein of 487 amino acids. The transcript has 2 exons. The record is from RefSeq and is a predicted model, not a curated record. Lineage: Eukaryota; Metazoa; Chordata; Actinopteri; Synbranchiformes; Synbranchidae.